CUCACUACCAGGUGGCAGUAUAGAAAGUAGUUCGUUGAUGAUGUGUGGUACAUCUGUUUCGUCAAACAAAACAAGAUAAAUACAGUGCACUUUGUUGUCAUUCUUACACGGAACAACUAGAAAUGCGGGUAGACAGAUCGGACUAGCCGAUGAGCUCCUGGUUCGUCUGAGAGCCUUAACAUCGCAAGUUCUACAAUGGCAGAAGGGGGUGGAAACUGGUGGGAUUCUUGGUAUAAUGCUGCUAAAUCCAAGUCUGCAGAAGUGCUGGAGUUUGUUAAAAGAGACUUGGAUGAGUUUUCAACAGCUGUCAAAAGUGAAGCGAGUAAUGUUGUCACCAGCACUACCUCUGCCCUGAAAGAUAAAUUGAAGCUGGAUGAACCAGAAUCAACAGCAAACACAGUGAAGCGUAGUUUCUCGUCAUUCCUGGGCCAGAUGAGUAAUGUGCUGAAUCCAAGUCCACAGGAUGAUGACGAGGAAGCAAUUGUCAUAUUUGAUGCCGAACCUGUCCCACUUACAAAAUUUCAGGCUAAAUUGCAUUCCAUAAUUCUUGACCCCAACACUUUUCUUACUGAUCCUGAUGAGAAAUAUACUCAGCAAUAUGAAGCUUGGUUGGAAAUUAUUGAAGAUCAGUUAACUACAGAGCGACUUUCUAAGUUGAUGGCAGCAAGUCCAGAUUUGCAUCAGCAGUACACAAAACUUGUUCCAGGACAGGUGUCCCACAUAUUAUUCUGGCAAAGGUACCUAUUCCGGAAAGCGUUGCUGGAAGAUGAGGAAGCAAGAAGAGAGGCACUUGAAAGAAGAGCUGAGAGAGAAAGAAAAGCGGCUGAACAGUUUCAGUGGGAGAAAGAACAAGACUUUGGACCCAACAUAGAGCUUUCAGAAGAGGAGCAGAUACGCAUAUUACAAGAAUAUGAAAAAGAGUGUGAAGAAAAAAGACUGAAACAGGAUCAGGAGACCUUGCUAGAUUCCAGUUUUAAAUUCAAUCACUACUCAGAUAUAAAUGGCAGUUUGGUACUUCCAAGCUCAUCUUUAAAAGGGGCAGAUGUUGACAUUGUUGAAACAACAGAUGACAUCAAGAGAGGAUACUGCGACAAAGACUCAGAUGAUAUUGAUUCAUUAGAAAAGGACUGUAUUGGAAUGUUGCAAACUAGAGAGAAAAAGGACAUGGUUGUAGUUGGAUAUUCUCCAAGUGGUCAUACUUCAUCUUGCUCUGGUGACAAAGAAAGUAAUGAUGAUGACUGGGAAAGAGAAUUUGACAUUGAAGAGAGUGAUCUUGAGGCAACAACAGAACAAAAAGGUGUCGAGAGUGUUUCUGGGCGAUAAACUAUACAUUUCACACUAUUAUAAAUCAUGGUUGUGCCCCGAUAUAUACAGGAACAUGGUACCUGUAACAUUAUGGCUCCAUCUACUGAGUUUUAUCUUAUGUUGUUCAGAAGCAAAAAUGAUAUAUUCAUUUAACUUCUAUGGUUAUUCUUUGUUAUGCAUGAAAGACAAUAUUGUCAAUUUUCUUUCCUCCGAUUCAACAGAUGAACUGUGUAUACAGACAGGAAGGUCUUAUACAGUGCAAAUGCUCACUUGUUUAUAGAAAAUAAUUUCUUUCCUUCUGUGUUUGUUUUUACACUUGUUUUUCAUAUUUGUAGAUAGACAUUUUUAAGUUUUUUGUGUGAAUUUUAAAAUUUAUCUCAUGGAUUUUAUCCUUUGUUAUGUAUGUUAAGGAGCACAAUUUUUUUAUAUGUAUAUUGUUUUGUUACUGGAGACAUUGUUUAUCAAAUGUUAUUUGCCUGCUUUACUGUUUGUACAAGAAAU
This is a messenger RNA of Schistocerca piceifrons (Central American locust), 1806 nucleotides long. RefSeq names its product BSD domain-containing protein 1-like. NCBI's taxonomy places the organism in Eukaryota, Metazoa, Arthropoda, Insecta, Orthoptera, Acrididae. The transcript is spliced from 9 exons. Gene Ontology annotation, cellular component: cytoplasm. The record is from RefSeq and is a predicted model, not a curated record. Bases 196 to 1323 code for a protein of 375 amino acids.